This is a messenger RNA of Neolamprologus brichardi, 932 nucleotides long. Its product is annotated as endothelin-2. Lineage: Eukaryota; Metazoa; Chordata; Actinopteri; Cichliformes; Cichlidae. Gene Ontology annotation, molecular function: hormone activity; endothelin B receptor binding. Gene Ontology annotation, biological process: intracellular calcium ion homeostasis; regulation of systemic arterial blood pressure by endothelin; vein smooth muscle contraction. The record is from RefSeq and is a predicted model, not a curated record. Gene Ontology annotation, cellular component: extracellular region.
ACACAGCUGCAGCUGCAUGGACAACAGUCUCUGCAGAACUCCAUCCGUCCACUAUGUCUGCUCAGAGCAGCAUUCUGCUUCUCGUCACUCUUUGGGCUUCAGUGCAAGAUGGUUUAGGUCUUCCAGUGAUGAACCAGGUGGAGGUGGAGGUUCAAGAAAGAGUCCCAACACAUCGAUUGAGGACCAAACGCUGUGCCUGCUCGAACCCGCUGGACUCAGAGUGUCACUAUUUCUGCCACCUGGACAUCAUAUGGAUCAACACACCCAGCAAGACGACAGUUUAUGGUCUAGGUGGUGCCUUCUCUCGACGCAGACGAUCCACUGGCCGCUGCACAUGUGCCAACCGCGAUGACCAACCCUGCGCCAAAUUCUGCUAUCUCAGCCCUGAAAUCAAAUCUCUACAAAGACAAAAACGGCACUCACUCAGCAUUCUCAGCAGAGUGAAGAGGGCACAGGGUGCACAUGAUUCAGACAGAGGCAAGUCUCCGUGGGCUCAGAUGAAGCGCGCUGGCUAAACAGUGGAGCUACUGGAGCAGGGGGAAAAUGAGAGAGAGAGAGAGCAGUGAGCACCUGAACAAAUUACCCUCCUUUGAUACAGAGGAGGGGAAACAAAGGGCUGAGAGAUGAGUCCCACACAGGAAGGCCAUGGAGAAAAGCCAAAGCGCCACAAAGAUGGUCUGUUCGUACCUGCAAUUAGAGGGCGGAAAAUGUGACGCCAGUUCUGCAGAAGAAGAGGAUCGCAGCUGAUAUGAGUUAUCAGGUCAUUUGUGACUUUUGCCUUUUGGUGUGUCAGAGCUGUGUGACUGUGCAGACAGGCCAGGCCAGCACCGACUAAGAAGACAGAAAGAGGAAGAAGAGACUUGUACUUUGUAUGUACGAGUCAUAUUUUUGCUGUUGCAUAAGACUCUAUUUACUAUAUUACAGAGCUCUAA